GAGAACGAUCCGUUACCGCCACUCCAGAUACAAUCUUGAUCUUCCCGAGCUAACCGCAUCACCAAAAUCCCCGAAUUGACAUCUGCGCUAAUAAAUCAAAAUCACCUCGCGACAUGGCAAAAAUCCUCCUGCAGGUGACAGUCUUCGCGUUUUUGGCAUUGUCCGUUUCCGGACAGCCGAUAAGUCCGCAGGAUGUCGAAGGACUCCUGCCGCAGACUCCAAGGACGAAGAAUGAGACGGUCGCAGCUAUCAUCCAGGAUCCCGUCGUGAAGGACGCCGUGCAAUCGGUCGUCGGUGACGGAACGCUUUCCGGCCUUGUCGUCAAGAAGGACACCGUCAUCCUGCCCGCCAGGACACCGGACGUGGUCUUGUCUUACAAACAGCAGAUACUUAUGGCCCCCCUUUCCGACCUCGAGAACAUCCGUAAGAACAUCACGGAAGCCGCGACUCUCAAAGCAGAGGAGGAAAAAUCCGAGGACAAGGACGUCGAGGAGCUUGGAGUGGUCCAAGUAGUUCCUGUCGAUGAUCGGGAGUUUCCUGAUCCUCCGAUAAUUCGUCGCAGCGUCCCGGAACCGGAAAAGCAGGAAUCGACCGAUUCUUCUCAGACAAAGACCGAAGUUCACAAGUUGGAGAUUUCGGGCAUCGAAGAAAGCGCGAUCAAACUUCCCGAGGGAGUUUUCCCGGAGAAUAUCAGCCUGCCGGAGAUAGUCGAGGAUAAAAUAUCGGCCCCAGUUGUAGCGGUUGUGAGAGAAAAAAUUUUACCCGGUUCUGAAAAAUCCGUGCUUACUCUUUCCCUGGCUGCGCCAACGGAAUCGGGGAUUAAAAAAAGCGACACAACCGCCUGGGAGAAAAAGGAAAUUCCGGAAUACGGAGCAAGGAUUCCAGUCGCUGUAAUUAUGCCCGAGGAAUCGGAGAAUCCGCCGGUUGACAUCGAGGCUAGAAGCCAGGCGCCGAAGGAAAUUUUAGCAAUUUUCACCGUCUCCGGAGACGAAAGUUCUCUUUAUCAGAGCGAUUCCGGGGAUAUGGCCGUGGCCGAGGAUAUUAUCUUCAGGCCUCUUUUCCGCUAUCGCCAACAGCAGAACGACCGCACCAGAGUUUUGGAAAAUAGAGUGUAUUAUCAGAAAACUCCGUUGUACCGAGGAUACAGACCCCCGUACGAUUCGACCGGGGAUUAUGGGGCACCGUAUAAAUCCUACAGGAGACGCCAGAGACCCAGAUAUUAUGAGGAUUAUUGAUCGGCUCGAGUAUCGCGCAAUUUGGAGGAAAGAGAAGUGACAAAAAUUCGUUUUAAUCAAGACUGAAAUUUCCACCGAUAUUCGCUGAGACUUAAUUUAGAAAAAAAAAAAAAAAUAACAAUAAUCCAAAUUCCGUAGAAAUUUAUCCGAGCAAAGCAAUUAAGACUGUAAUUUGUACGCAUUUUC
Messenger RNA from Neodiprion virginianus, 1421 nucleotides. RefSeq lists its product as uncharacterized. The transcript has 5 exons. The record is from RefSeq and is a predicted model, not a curated record. NCBI's taxonomy places the organism in Eukaryota, Metazoa, Arthropoda, Insecta, Hymenoptera, Diprionidae. The coding region runs from base 114 to 1235 and encodes 373 amino acids.